This is a messenger RNA of Salvia splendens (bonfire salvia), 294 nucleotides long. RefSeq names its product ABC family ABC transporter, putative (DUF3511). NCBI's taxonomy places the organism in Eukaryota, Viridiplantae, Streptophyta, Magnoliopsida, Lamiales, Lamiaceae. The record is from RefSeq and is a predicted model, not a curated record. The coding region runs from base 1 to 294 and encodes 97 amino acids. The transcript has a single exon.
AUGACAAACUACAGAUCAAAGUCAUCCAGCAAUGCCCAAAUGCAAACUCAACCUCAUCAUGCACCACCAGCCAACUUCAGGUCUCACAGCACUUCUUCCCACUCUACGCCGAGGCGGAAGCUGAAGAAAGAGCCGAAAUGCUGGAGCUUCAGUGAUCCUGAGUUUCAGAGGAAGAGAAGGGUUGCUAGCUACAAAGUUUAUUGUGUUGAAGGCAAGCUCAAAGGCUCUGUUAGAAAGAGUGUUAGAUGGCUCAAAAAUAGAUACACUCAGAUAGUUUAUGGUUGCUGGUGGUGA